AUGGAGACCAUCCGCGGUCUCCUCUGGAAGCCGACCCCGGAGGAGCAGAGGCGCAAAUGCAAUGCGCUCGUCCGGCAAAAUGUGCGCAAACUCGAUCGAGACAUCAUGCAGCUCAAGCAAACCGAGGCAAAGACGAAGAAUUUCAUCCUCCAGUCCUCGAAGCGCGCCCAAAAGAACCCGUCUAUGGCUAAGCAGGCGAAUCAAGACGUCCGAACCUUUGCACGCGAACUUGUGCGCGUACGGAAGCAAAGCAGCCGACUACAAACCAGCAAAGCGCAGCUUAACUCGGUGCAAAUGCAGGUCAACGAGGCCUUUUCCGUGCGCAAGAUUGAGGGUAGCAUACGCGCCUCGACGGGCAUAAUGAAGGAUGUGAAUACGCUUGUGCGGUUACCGGAACUGACGGGGACCAUGCGGGAGCUCUCAUCUGAGCUCAUGAAGGCUGGCAUCGUCGAGGAGAUGGUGGGAGACACUCUCGACGAUACCGCGUUGAUGGAGGACGAAGAUGAAGAGGCCGAGGGUGAGGUGGACAAGAUUCUUUCGGAAAUAUUGAAGGACAGGCUACCGCCAAGCAAGGCCACCGAACAAGCGCUCCCUGCUGCGCCGGUCGCGGCAGAGGAGGAAGAGGAGGACAACGAGGAGAUGCUGAGACAAAUGAGGAAUCGUCUACAAGCUUUGCAGAGCUAG
Messenger RNA from Didymosphaeria variabile, 684 nucleotides. It is a transcript of the gene VPS24, whose product is annotated as Vacuolar protein-sorting-associated protein 24. The coding region runs from base 1 to 684 and encodes 227 amino acids. The record is from RefSeq and is a predicted model, not a curated record. The transcript is spliced from 2 exons. Gene Ontology annotation, cellular component: ESCRT III complex; multivesicular body. Lineage: Eukaryota; Fungi; Ascomycota; Dothideomycetes; Pleosporales; Didymosphaeriaceae. Gene Ontology annotation, biological process: late endosome to vacuole transport; protein transport; endosome transport via multivesicular body sorting pathway.